AAAACAAACGAGCAAACGUUGCGCUAUUUCGUCGAUUCCGUCACUGCAGUGGGCAGUUUUCUGUGAAUUGUUGUUCAAUGUGGAAAUGCCCCAUUCGGAGUAAAGAGAGCACAAUUGCUGCUGGAAUGCUGUUUGUUUACAUUCAGUCGCCGUCACAAUAGAUGAUUGUCCACAGAAGAAGACUACCGCGUUGGCACCAUUAGAAGUGUACGCAAGGAAAAACAUUCAUCCGUAGUUGCGCAUAUAUGCACCACGUUGCAUUCGGCAUCGCACGCAAACCACACACACCGUUCGAACGGCCCACGAUUCGUUGGGUACUGCGGCGUAGUUGAUGAGCACUAUCAAAUACUGGCUUCUGGUAGCGUUCCGGCUGUUUACGCAUUUUUUCAUUUGACAAUUUAACCGCAUCGGGCAGCUAACGCUCACCAGCGCGACGAGCGCAUCUGGCGGCACUAGCACUAGCUUCUCGCCAACGGCCAGCUGUGGCUAUCUGUCCGUGUCGAAUCUCACGGAGGUGGUGGUGGUAGGUGAGUCGUCGCCGUCGCCACAGCAGCAUCGGGCCACCGUCAAGAGCCUUUGCCCGAGUGUUGCCGUUGUCUGUGAUAGUGAAAGUAGCAGCGUCGCGAUGCUGGACCUGGACCGUCAUCCGCUGCCGGAUCAGCUCGGCUAUCUGGUCCUGUCCGAGGAUGGGUCCGUACACGCUUCCGGCGGCGAGCUGGAAAACGACGAGCGUAGUGCGAACAUUAUAAGCAACCUGCUAACGCUCACCGAAAGUGUCGAUCCAGCUGUAUUCAAUGCACGCUCGUGCAGGAAAGUGUCGAUCGUGUUCGCCGACCACAGCUACACCAUAUGCCUUUCGAACAAACGCAUUUACGUCGUGAAGAAGCGGAACCGGCCGGACGCCAGCGCUACCGGUACCCUGGAGUCGGACGGGCAUUCGAUACUGGCCUGAUUUUGUGCGCGCUUUUCGGAACUAAAAUAAACGAUUCGAUCCGCUUUACUUUCUAA
This is a messenger RNA of Anopheles arabiensis, 1008 nucleotides long. RefSeq names its product ragulator complex protein LAMTOR4 homolog (gene Lamtor4). Gene Ontology annotation, molecular function: guanyl-nucleotide exchange factor activity. The record is from RefSeq and is a predicted model, not a curated record. Lineage: Eukaryota; Metazoa; Arthropoda; Insecta; Diptera; Culicidae. The coding region runs from base 626 to 952 and encodes 108 amino acids. Gene Ontology annotation, cellular component: Ragulator complex; lysosome. The transcript has 4 exons. Gene Ontology annotation, biological process: cellular response to amino acid stimulus; positive regulation of TOR signaling.